Molecule: messenger RNA, 234 nt
Organism: Pseudocercospora fijiensis CIRAD86
Lineage: Eukaryota; Fungi; Ascomycota; Dothideomycetes; Mycosphaerellales; Mycosphaerellaceae
Exons: 3
Coding region: 1-234 (77 amino acids)
Source: RefSeq, a predicted model, not a curated record
AUGAAGUUUUUUUCAUACCUUUCUUCAUACCGUGGAUGUGAAGUGCUGGGGUAUGGGCUGCUCAGUGCUCGACUUCCAAUUAAUGAUGACGGUCCUGGCGUUCCGCGCGGCGUUAGGACCAUGGAUUCAUGGGCGAUGCUGGGUGGCACCACGGGCAGACCACGUUCUCCAAAGCUGAUUAGGACUACGCUGGUCUUUGGAGGUUGUGUUUCGCGGAAGCUUGGUGCGGAGUGA